AGUUUGACAACUGCUGUCAACUCGGUACUCCGUGAUCGAAAAGAGUAAAAAGAGUAGAGACCGAAGAAUUCAGGGGGUGUAAUAAGGAAAUAGGUAUCCGAAAAGGCCUCUUCAGUUUUUAUAAGUUUAAAUCCAGUUCCAGCCCCAAUACAAAAUAACAAUGUCGUACACACUACGCAGCUUGUUAAGGACUGUAUCGAGGAAGCUCCAGGUGCGUUCUUAUGCUGCUGAAGCUGCAGCACCAAAAGAGGGUGAAAUGGCUUUCACAUUUGCGGCAGGCAACAAGGUGUUCUAUGAUAAGCAAGUUGUGAAGCAGGUCGAUGUGCCGUCAUUCAGUGGGGCUUUUGGUAUCUUGCCUAAGCACGUCCCAACACUAGCUGUUCUUAAACCCGGUGUCGUUACAGUUACGGAAAACGAUGGAAAACAAAGUAAGAUAUUUGUGUCCUCGGGUACAAUCACAGUUAACGAAGACUCAUCAGUACAGGUUUUAGCUGAAGAGGCGCACCCCUUAGAGAACCUAGACCGUGCUGCGGCACAGGAGGCUCUUAGCAAGGCUCAGUCUGAAUUCAACUCUGCUGCCAACGAACAGGCUAAAGCUGAGGCCGCCAUUGCUGUCGAAGUUGCUGAAGAAAUCGUUAAAGCCGCAUCGGCGUAGAUUUCUGUCAGUGCCCUCAAUGUAUAGUUUAACAAGUAACAACUAUACUAACUAAUGAUCAUAUUAAAACGCAAAAUAAACACGUUCGUAUAGAGUA
Molecule: messenger RNA, 752 nt
Organism: Pararge aegeria (speckled wood butterfly)
Lineage: Eukaryota; Metazoa; Arthropoda; Insecta; Lepidoptera; Nymphalidae
Gene: ATPsyndelta
Product: ATP synthase subunit delta, mitochondrial
Exons: 6
Coding region: 161-655 (164 amino acids)
Biological process (GO): proton motive force-driven ATP synthesis
Molecular function (GO): proton-transporting ATP synthase activity, rotational mechanism
Source: RefSeq, a predicted model, not a curated record